Messenger RNA from Bipolaris victoriae FI3, 234 nucleotides. RefSeq lists its product as hypothetical. NCBI's taxonomy places the organism in Eukaryota, Fungi, Ascomycota, Dothideomycetes, Pleosporales, Pleosporaceae. The transcript has a single exon. The record is from RefSeq and is a predicted model, not a curated record. The annotation marks the transcript as partial.
UAUCGUGGCCAGAGUGUUCAUACGCCUAGCAUCGUCAUGCUUUCGCCCACACCAUUAGCAUUCGGUUCUCCUGCGACUAGUAUCUGUCGGACUGGCCUCCUAUAUCCAAUAGUAUCUGCCACUUCCCAUCCUUGCGAUCUCGUAUGCUUGGUCAGUCGGCGCAUAACAAGACUCUUGGUUGCAUGGGUUUUAGACUUUUACAUUUCGUUGCUUUUCACUCUGGAACCAGGGUGA